AUGAUGGCAAAGCAGUCUGUGCUUCUCAUUGGUGCAACAGGCCGGACAGGCUCGAGAGCAACGACUUCGUUGACGGCCGUUGCUGGAGUACGCCCAUCGUCAGCGUCCAAACCCGAAGUGGGAGCGCUCAAAGCUCGUGAGGUCGAAGUCUGCCUCUUGGAUGUAGUUGGCUGGUCUGUCGACCAAAUCGUAGAGCCACUGAAGGGUAUCGACAUAGUCAUCUCGACCAUUUAUUUUAGAGACAUUCAGCACCAGAAGCACCUCGUGGAUGCAUGCAAGAAGACUGGUGUCAAGAGGCUCGUUCCAAAUGACUGGGGUACUGCUUGUGUUCGUGGCGUUAGGCAAUUGCAUGAUGAGAAACUUGCCGUCCAUGAUUACAUCAAGGAAAUUGGUCUCGGUUACACAUUUAUUGACGUUGGCUGGUGGUUAGUAAACGAUCUAUCAAUGUACUCUCUUGAGGAAUACAUCGAACUCCGUUACAGGAUGCAGAUAACUCUCCCGUACACGGAAACUUCUAAAUCUCCUGGAAUAGAAGGACCUAUCGAGACAUUCAUGAGGUCGUCUCUCAAGUCUUUCUACGGUGCGGGAAAUGCGAAGUGUGCCGUAACAGAUCGUCGCGACAUCGGCAAAUUCGUCGCACGUAUUCUCGCAGAUGAACGCACCUUGAACCAAUACGUCUUCUGCUGGACCGAAGAAGUAACGCAAACAGAGGUAUUUGAUCUCGCCGAACGCAUUGCGGGGCGUAAGUUGGAGAAAGUUCAUGUCAGCGCAGAGCAACUUGCCGAAAGGAUCCAGGAUGCUAAAGAAGGUAUCGAGACAAGUGAUUCAGAAUAUGCGUAUAGUAUUUGGAUUCGAGGGGACAACACUGUAGAGAAUGCGAAGAAAGAAGAAUACGGCAGUGCUCUCGACGCUAGGGAGCUUUAUCCAGAGUUGGGUAAAGAGCUCACAUUCCUGGAAGCUUGGGCUAGGGAGUUCUAA
This is a messenger RNA of Fomitiporia mediterranea MF3/22, 978 nucleotides long. Its product is annotated as NAD-binding protein. The record is from RefSeq and is a predicted model, not a curated record. The transcript is spliced from 3 exons. NCBI's taxonomy places the organism in Eukaryota, Fungi, Basidiomycota, Agaricomycetes, Hymenochaetales, Hymenochaetaceae. Bases 1 to 978 code for a protein of 325 amino acids.